CGCAGCAAAAAAUACUGAGACUGGUGAACAAGUGGCAAUCAAAAAAGUUACAAAAGUCUUUGAGAAAAACAUUCUAGCUAAACGCGCUUUACGGGAGGUGAAACUUUUGAAACAUUUCAGUGGCCAUGAGAAUAUUACAUCAAUUAUUGAUAUGGAUAUAACAAAUGUUAACGAUUUCAACGAAAUUUAUCUAUUUCAAGAACUCAUGGAAGCAGACCUUCACCAAAUUAUACGUUCAGAACAACCAUUGACAGACGCACACUUUCAAUAUUUCGUGUACCAAAUUUGUCGGGGAUUAAAAUAUAUCCACUCGGCAAAUGUAUUGCAUAGAGAUUUAAAACCCGGUAAUUUAUUAGUAAAUGCUGAUUGUGAACUUAAGAUUUGCGAUUUUGGUCUUGCCCGUGGUUUCUCAGAUUCACCUGAUCACAAUGCUGGAUUUAUGACGGAAUAUGUUGCGACACGAUGGUAUAGAGCUCCUGAAAUAAUGUUGAGUUUUCAGAAUUAUACUAAAGCCAUUGAUAUGUGGUCCGUUGGUUGCAUCUUUGCGGAAAUGCUUGGUGGUAAACCUUUGUUUAAAGGACGUGAUUAUGUUGAUCAAUUAAAUCAAAUUCUGGGAAUCUUGGGUACUCCAGAUGAAGAAACUUUAAGAAGAGUUGGGAGUGAGAGGGCUCAGGUUUAUAUCCGUAGCCUACCAAAAAUGCCAAAAGUUCCUUUCUCACAACUUUAUCCUAAGGCAAAUGUUUUAGGUGAAUAUGAACUUACAAAUAGCCUUUAUUUAUUGUUAUCUAUAAAUGAUAAUAAUAAUGAAUUACAAUAUUUAUGUUGCUCUUUAGCGCUUGAUCUAUUAGAAAAACUUCUCAAAUUCGAUCCUGCCGCAAGGAUCACUGUUGAGCAAGCCUUAGCCCAUCCUUAUUUAGCUGCAUAUCAUGACGAAGAAGAUGAGCCGGGGCAUGAUGAAAUGUUUGAUUUCUCGUUUGAAUCUGUUGAUUCGAUAGAAGAGAUGAAGAAAAUUAUUGCCCAGGAGGUGAUGUCUUUUAAAGCAUCUAAGCAAGCAUCGUUAGGACUGAAUUGUGCACAAUUAGGACGUAAAGCAAGUUUGUCAGCGCCUGACCGCGACGCGUUAGCUCAGCAACGUCAACAAACUAAUCGCAAUUCUUUCUACGAAUACGGCGCAGCUAGUCAACACGCAGCUAUACCUUCAGCGAGUAUGGAAGUGGAUGAAUUAGAAAAAGAGUUAG
Molecule: messenger RNA, 1238 nt
Organism: Racocetra persica
Lineage: Eukaryota; Fungi; Glomeromycota; Glomeromycetes; Diversisporales; Gigasporaceae
Source: the annotation of a GenBank genome assembly